Molecule: messenger RNA, 498 nt
Organism: Xenia sp. Carnegie-2017
Lineage: Eukaryota; Metazoa; Cnidaria; Anthozoa; Malacalcyonacea; Xeniidae
Product: ubiquitin thioesterase zranb1-B-like
Exons: 3
Coding region: 1-498 (165 amino acids)
Source: RefSeq, a predicted model, not a curated record
AUGGAAAUGAUUGGUACAACAAUAUGUCAAAUUCUUACCGAAAAUUUAACAGGCACUUAUCGACAACGCUGGCAGUUGGAAGUCGAAAGGCAGUUGAAGGAUCAAAAUGCUGGUAUCCCAAUGGAUUUUGGUGUAGAGCAAUGGAGCGAAAACUGGAAGAAAACAGUCGCUCUUCCAACAACACCAGGUUUUUACUGUCUUGAGGAGAUUCAUAUAUUUGCCUUAGCUAAUAUCCUACGAAGACCAAUUCUGGUAAUAUGUACCAAUUUUAAUCGUGGUGACUAUAAUGAACCAAUUGCUGGUGUAAACCUUGGUGGCAUAUACUUACCAUUGUUGUCAGACUCCGUGGAUUGUAUCAAAAUUCCUCUUUUGAUUCGCUAUCACCAUGGACACUUUACAGAACUUGUGCUGACAGAAAAUAAUGAAGGACACAAGUUCUCCGUUGUUUGUUACGAGAGGAAAGGAAUUUCUCAGAUCGAUUACUGCGGGAAUACUUGA